Molecule: messenger RNA, 6722 nt
Organism: Paramuricea clavata
Lineage: Eukaryota; Metazoa; Cnidaria; Anthozoa; Malacalcyonacea; Plexauridae
Source: the annotation of a GenBank genome assembly
AUGUCUGAUGAGGAACACAAAUCAGAAUUACUCGACGUGUUUAAUGACAUCAAGAAUAAAAUUAAUGAACUACCCUUACACCCGAAAAAUAAAAUUCUACUAUACAGUCGUUACUUGCUGUCAAAGAUAUCCUGGGACUUCACUGUUUCUGAUAUAUCUAAGACCUGGAUCUGCGAAACGUUAGACAAUAUUGCGACAAAAUAUAUACGAAAAUGGCUGGAACUUCCUGUCUCUGCAACCCUUAGCAACGUGUUGCUUCCACAAAAUAAAUUUGGUCUGAAUAUUAUUCUCCCUUCGACAAAAUUUAUCCAAUGUCAAACUGUCUCUCGAUCAGCUCUAAAAUACUCACCAAACGUAGAUAUUAACAAUCUAUGGGCGGUGACGAGCACCAACAAGAACGUACAUUAUGACAUUUACAAAGACACAAAAGACGUACUUAAGGCAGUUAGAAAAGAAAACGAACAAAGACUUCAAAACCACCUCAUUUCGCAAGGUUCUUUCUUUUCCAGUAUCAUGAAUCAUUCCACAUCCACAUCCAACUCUUUAUGAUCAUCCGUUCAGAGCAAACUUCCGAAAAACAUUUUUAACUUCACCAUCCGAUAUAUCAAUAACACACUUCCAACACGAAAGAACCUAUCAAAAUGGGGACUAUCAUCAACAUCCGAUUGCUCUUUCUGCUCCUCACCUGAAACGCUGCUCCAUGUGAUUGCUGGAUGUAAGACAUAUUUAGAAGAAGGCCGGUUUACAUGGCGACACGAUUCUGUUUUAAAUUUCCUCCCAUCCACUCUUACUGCUGUGAAAAAUUCCACACUUUACGCGGACAUUCAUGGUUUUAUGAAUCCAUCUGUUAUAACGGGAGAUCGUUUACGACCUGACCUUGUGCUGGUGACUGAAAACAGAUGUCUAUACAUCCUCGAGCUUACAGUCGGUUAUGAAUCCAAUCUGCAAGUUAACGCCAAUCGCAAGCGUCAAAAGUACCGUGAUCUAAUCAAUGAGCAGGAAGCAGAUUAUGAUAAAGUCAAGUUCGUCAAUUUAUCCUUGAGUACCCUCGGAGUUUUUGGCCGUUCUUCUGAAAAUUUCGAAGGCACGCUAAGUAGCCUUAAAUGUGAUGCAAAGUAUAGUAAAUACAUAAAAAAGAAUAUCGUGAACAUAUGCAUACGAACAUGAUAUUAUAUCUUUUGUAAACGAAACAAGGUGUGGGAUAACCCAAAAUUAAUGUUAAUAUAAUCCUUCUUAAAAUAAUUAUUGUACAAUAAAUAUAUAGUAUCAAUUCAAGUAGACAUUGAUAAACUACCUGUAAAGCGAAGUUUAUCAUUGUAGUUGUAUAUAUCUUAAUAAUCAAUAAAUAAAGUUUCCAUUAUUAUUAUUAUUAUUAUUACCAUACUGUAGAGCAAUAAUAAAGUUUUCUCAUUACUAAAGCAUUGAUAAUUAAGCGAAGACUAUAUCCUUUACUCUGUUUAUUUAACACAGCUUGGCCAUAUAAAAUAAUACAACAUUUUUGAUGUGGUAAUCGUAUGUCAGAUAACUUUCUAGGGUUAAUCCCAGGUCUUUGGCGUUUGUGGUUGGUGUAAUCUCUUCACCAAGAAAUGUAAUUUUCGUCUCCUGAAGGAGCUUACCAACCAUGCAGUUGACGAAUUCCUAUCAAGAAUAACUUUGUCUUUUCGGGGUUUAUCAACAGUUUAUUUUCGAAAACCAAGUUGGGACCCAUUUGAGGUCCUCGUCUAUCUUCGUUUUUGAACUGGAAAUAUCUUCAAUUGGAAAUGACAUAAAGAUCUUAGAACCGUCUAUGAUGUGUACUGAUCAUGUUUGAAAUUUGAUACCUAUGAUUGAUAAUUUUGUUUAUACAAUUUUUUCCAGAUAUUAUUGAAUGUGCUGAGGAAACAAACACAUGCCAUGGCAAUGCUACAUGUAUUGAUACUGACGGUUCGUUUAAUUGUUCUUGUAAUUCUGGCUACACAGGGAACGGAUUCGAUUGCGAAGGUUAGUUUUCAAUUACUGCAUUAUUAACAUGAAAAGGCUGUUGUUAUUGUCGAUACUAUAUAUCAUAGCUCUGUCAAUAUUAAUCUAAAAAUAUAUAAAGAGAGGGUAAUUUCAGGCAUUGUCUCAGCGCUAGUACAUCUUCCAGCUUUUACAAAUAUGUUACACAAAUAUGUUGCUAAAUUGUUAAUUGAUAUGGUGCAUUAGUGCGUAAUUUAAUACAGAAUUUACUAUAAUAGAUUCGCAUUAAUAUUUUAUUCUUUGUUUCCUUGCCAGAAACCAACAUUUCGUAGGUUUUUUAAUGCGAAUUGAACGCGGCAAAUUCAAACAUUCAACGGAAUUUCAGACACAUGGCUCAAGGAAACGGUCAUAUAUUCACUACAUUCUUUAAUUCGUAAUUAAAGUGCUUAAAUAACAAGUCAAAAUGAAAAUAUUCUUACCUGUAAAAUCUGAAUAACAUUUUAUGAACUUCCCGAUGCCUUUUUUAUCGUUUGGGUUUGAAUUUUGAUAAAUAUACUGUAAGUAUGAACUGGAAUUCAGUCAGCACAGCUAUCCCGUGAACCUUCGCGCUUUGCACGUAAACAGGCACCAGGCGCCCAGACGAUGCGCGAACUAUCACUGCUUCAUUGCUGCUGCUUGUCUUAUCUGUCAUGUAAUUUCUGACAAAUAUUACAAAUAUUUACAAAUAUUUACAAUCAGUUACUGACUGUUAAUUUUAUCUAUUAUAAAUUGUCGGAAAAUCAUGAAAAUUCUCUGCAAUUAUUCAAUAAAACGUGAAAAAAAACUCAAACUUUAUAUUAGAAAGUAAAUUAGAAUGCAGCGUGGUAUCAGGGGCGACGGAAAGUGUCGGCUAGAUCUCGUUUCUUAAGGGGAACAAAUGUAGCAUUUUAAUAUAAAUGCAACACGAUAUUUUUCCCAAAUUUACCUUAACAAAUUAAUUAACAAAGAUAAACAUGAUAGAGGAGAAUUGUUAUGUUUAAUCACCCACGCAAUUAUUCCGAGUAGCGAAUUCUCUCCAGAAUAUGCAAAAAUACAUAUUCAGAUUAUUCUAAAGAUAAGUGUUAUUCAGUUAAAAUGAAUAUAUUAAGCCCGUAUAGAAUGAAUAUAUUAAGCCCUUAUAGACAUUUUACAUUUGUUACAUCUCGGUUAAAAGAAUAUUGAGGAAACAUUUUUACACUGCAAAAUCCUGAUUCUUAUUUUAAGAAAUUACUUAAUUUAAGUUUAUUAUUACGUAAAACAAGCAAAACCUUACUUGUCCGUAUAGUGAGAAAGUUUUUACUUACCAAGAAUCGAUUGAAAUUCUUAGCAAGAGUAUUUUUCUUAACAAGUAACCAAGUGCUUGAAAUUAGAAUUUUAAUUUUUAUUUCAAGAAAAUAAUUACUAGUUUAAAAAAUUCUUACUUAAGUCUAGAAAGAAAAUACUUGUCCGUAUAGUGAGAAAGUUUUUACUUACCAAUAAUUGAAUAAUAUUCUUAGUUAGCCUACUAAGAAAUAGUUUUCUUAACAAGUAAUCAAGUGCUUGAAACGAGGAUGUCAAUGUAGAUGGUUAUCCACUUUUAACAUAAAAUAUCUUUUAAGAAUCAUACAAAACAAAAAUUGUGUAUUGUGGAUACAAAAUUCCGUGCUCUAUUCAAGGAAAUAAGAAAGAAAACUAAAACCAAUAAUAAAAUAUAAUGAUUAUUUACGAUACCUAAAACUGGGCAACAACGCAAUUAAACGUGCGGCAGGAUUUCUAACUAAUUCAUCAAAACGACAAUAAUCCACAUUUUACAAAGUCAAAUUACGGCUUAAUGAUCGAUGAACUUAAAAAUGUGCAGUAAUAUUUAAAUAAUAUGCGGAUAUUAGUAUCCGAAACAAUUGUUCGCAUAUCUUAAUCUGUGGUGUCAAUGUGUAUUUGCUUUAUUCCAAGUUUGCAUAAAAUCGAAGGUUCGUUUGUUAGACACGAUCAUCAGGUUCUAAUGUCGCGGUUUGGCGAUGAUAUUUUAGGCAAAAAUGACCCAAAAGUAUAUCAUUCGAAAGCUCUUUUCUUCUGUUUUUUGUUUGUUUACAUAUUGUAAUCCUUUUAGUAUGAUUACAUUUUGUAAUAAUCCUUUUUGUAAUCCUUUUAGUACUGCUUUUAGUCAUAUUUAGAAUAAUAAAUUUCGGGGAUCGAAAGGGGUAAUAAGGGACAUAGACGUAAGGGAUGUUUCGAGAUUCAAAUGUCCGCGAUUUCUAGCGAUGAUUAUUUUUGGCGAGUAACAAAUUACCACGUUAUUUCCUACCAACUAGAUAUGUACUUAUUGUAAGUAAACUCUUUUGCUUGGUAAGACAAAGUUCACUUGAUAUCUUAUUUCAAGGCAUUUCUUGCUUGAAACAAGAAUUUUUUUCUUGCUAAGAAUUUUGUAUUUUGCUGUGUAGUCUUUUUAACAAACUUGAUAUCGCCGAAAAAAUUUAUCCAUUUUGGAAAAAUGCAAAAAUUACAAAAGAUGUUAUAUAUGCAUUUCAAAACCAGAAUAGAAUGCCGUUCCGAGUUCCUGUAGUUACAUUUUAACAAAUUUUAAAAUUUCUUUCUUCAGGAAAAUUUAAGAACUAAUUUUUAUCAACCGUUAUUUCUUAUGUUGCAAUAAGAAUUUGAUUUCUUGUUUUAAGAAACUAUCUUUAGUCUUAAGAAAUCAUAUUUUCUAAGACAAUUAUUUGACAUGGAGAUAAAGAAAUCGUAAGAAAACAUAUUCUUAUUUUAAGUAAACAAAAUUUAAUCUAAGACUGGUGUUCAGAAAAUUUUUCUUAUUUCAAGUAAAAAUAUCUUGCAAACCAAAUAUUUUUUAUUUUAAGAAUUAUUUUUCUUAUUAAGAAAAUCAGUUUCUCAUUUUAAGAAAUAAUUUCUUAAAUUAAGAAUUAUUUUCUUAAUAAGAAAAUAAUUUUUUGAAAAUUGCAGUUGAAUCAUAAAGGGUUAUAAACAAUAUAAUUUUUAGUGGUGUGUUAUUGUCGAGAAUCACAGCCUUAACAUCUGAAGAGUAAAACGCUUAACGGUUAAGGAAUUUGUCCAGCACCACGAAAGCCGCGAGUUUGAUUCUUGGCUCAGCCAGUUUUUACAAAGUAACCAUGUGGAAAGUAUUUGUACUUCGAGUGACUUAUUACAUCUUCAAUUAAAUAGAAUUGAUAUAUAAUUAUUGAAUAUACAUCAAUUCUAUUUAAGACGAAUAUUGAAAUACUUUGAUGUUUCAGCUACAGUAUAUGUUAUGAUUCAACUGCAAUUUUGGAUACACAUUCAAUACUAUAUUCAAAUUGGAUUAUACUAUAAAACCUAUACUAAAGAUCUAUAUAUUUAGAAGUGCAUGUUACGCCUCUUCCCGCCCCCUCUUCAAGAAAAGUGGGAAUGUUGUCCAAAGUUUGGACAUUUAAGAUGAUAGCGAAUGCUAAAUGAAUCCUGAGAUCUAAAUAAUUAUGCGGAAAGAAACCGUAUUAUCGGAAGUAGUUUUCUAAAAGUAGAUAAAGUUCAUGCAAAGUUGAGCAGUUUAUAACCUUAUUUUUGAUAUUAAAGGUAGUCGAUUACCGGUAUAUAAAAUAUAUGCAAAUUACAUGAUAUUAACAGUAUAUGCAAAUUAACCUUGCGACAAGUUUAUUAGUUCUAUUUAAUUUUCUAUGAAGUUUCGUAGAUAAUGAUCAAUGUGCUCUUAAGAUGUUACUCUAUGUUUGUUUCAUCAAGUUCAACUACAAAUGGUCAAUUAUUCUUCAAAUGUAUACGUUAGUUCAAGCAUUUUGUGUCUUUCUAGAUGUUGAUGAAUGUGCUCUUGGUACUGAUAACUGUCACAAUAAUGGAACAUGCAAUAACACAAAUGGUUCAUUUGCAUGUACUUGCAAUGGCGGCUAUUCUGGAGAUGGUAUUACUUGUGAAGGUACAGUGGGUUAAGUACUUAGUACAGCAAUAAAUAUAAUGUGCAAGAACUGUUACACCCUUGUUUCUAACUUAACACAUAAUUUCGCAUCUUUUGUUCAAGCACAAAGUGAUUACUAUUAUGCCCUACAAAUCGCUGGCUAGAAAUUGUUGCGAGAUCAGUGGUAAUAAAAUAUCAAAAUCGUACAAAUGUUGACAGAGAUGAUUUUGAAAAUCACGUUUGUCUGGCUUUCAACAUGUACUGUAUAAGCCUGCUGCCCGUUUGUUUUUUUGAGUAUUUUUUGUGUUUUUCAUAUAACCCAAUGAACAAAGUAAAAAUGAAAAUUAAAAUGGUACUGAGAAUGACGGACGCUAAACAUUUUAAAUCAGUAGAAACAUUUGAAAAAUGGUUCUAUCAAUUAAAUCACAGAAACAAAUUAUUGUACAUAAAUAACGGCGGGUGUAAACGUCUCAGUAUUUUUUUUUUAUUUUCCAGAUAUUGAUGAAUGUUCUACAGGAAUUCAUAAUUGUCAUAAUAAUGCUCAAUGUACCAAUACAGUUGGCUCCUUCAAAUGUGAUUGCCAUUCAGGAUACCAAGGAAAUGGAACUGGUUGUGAAGGUAUGUUUCAAUUGGACGUAUACUAAGAUAAAAUCUAGGACUUUGUCUGAAAGUUGAACAGAACUUAAUUCAUAGCACAGUACUGAGUCUGAUUACAAUCUAACGAAAUACUGCAGUUAUCGAUAAUACGUUAUGUUCCUCAUUUACAGACAUCGAUGAAUGUAUCAACGAUAGAGAUGAUUGCUCACUAAACGCGAUUUGUAAUAAUCAAAACGGAACCUUCGAAUGUGUAUGUAAAGAUGGAUAUCAAGGGAAUGGAACACAAUGCGGUUAG